Cryptomeria japonica (Japanese cedar) is the source of this 2216-nucleotide messenger RNA. Its product is annotated as ferrochelatase-2, chloroplastic. Bases 138 to 1805 code for a protein of 555 amino acids. Gene Ontology annotation, molecular function: protoporphyrin ferrochelatase activity. Lineage: Eukaryota; Viridiplantae; Streptophyta; Pinopsida; Cupressales; Cupressaceae. The record is from RefSeq and is a predicted model, not a curated record. The transcript has 11 exons. Gene Ontology annotation, biological process: heme biosynthetic process.
AAAGCCGUUUUAAUCUUGGAGUACCUUAAGAAGACGAUCGCAAAAAUGUGAGGGGAGACUAGGGUACGGUGUGCUAUAGUGUUACAUGCAUUUUUUUAAUUGGUUUCAACAAAUCGCACAGUAAGAAUAUACCGGCCAUGGGCGUCGAGGUGUUGUCAUUCUUUCCUGCCUCUGUCACUCAUUGUGAAAGGUUAUCAUCAUCACUUCAAGCUAGCACAAGGGGAGGAAUUGAUCUUGGAACCUCAGAGUUUAAGCCUUCUAGAUUUGCUAGCAAUUUAAGCCCAAUAAGCAGGGCACUUGCUUCAACACAAGGCACAACUCAUUUCAAUGGACUAAACAUGAAGUAUCCAUUUGACAAAAGAAUGAUUACAAAGGGAGCUCUUUGUAGAUUGAAUUCAUCAAAAACUGAUUUUUAUGAUGGAAUUCAUUCCCAGUGGGAAAAGAGUUUACCUUCGGUGAUUAAAAAGACAGGUUCUGUAACCCAGAUUUCAUGCUCUUUAAAGACUUUUAUGACAGAAAAAAAUCCCACUUUAGUUCGUGAUCUGCUUGUUGAGCAGGAAAAAGUAGGCGUUUUGUUGUUAAAUCUUGGAGGACCAGAGACGCUUCAGGAUGUGCAACCAUUCUUGUUCAACUUAUUUGCAGACCCGGACAUUAUACGUCUACCUAGAUCAUUCCGUUUUCUUCAAAAGCCUUUGGCACAGUUAAUUUCUGUGAGUAGAGCUCCCAAGAGCAUGGAAGGAUAUGCUGCCAUUGGUGGGGGUUCACCUCUUCGAAGGAUAACAGAUGAACAGGCCAUUGCAUUGGAGAAAGCUCUUGAAGAGAAGCAAGUACCUACCAAAGUGUAUGUAGGAAUGCGUUACUGGCAUCCAUUUACGGAAGAAGCAAUUGAGCAGAUCAAGAGUGAUGGAGUCACUAAACUUGUUGUCCUUCCACUCUAUCCUCAAUUUUCAAUUUCCACUAGUGGUUCAAGUCUCCGUCUUCUAGAAAGCAUUUUCAGGGAAGAUGAGUAUCUGGUGAGGAUGCAACACACAGUAAUACCUUCCUGGUAUCAGCGAGAAGGAUAUAUUAAAGCUAUGGCAAAUUUAAUUGAGAAAGAGUUGCAGAAGUUUGAAAGGCCAACAGAGGUUAUGAUAUUUUUCAGUGCACAUGGGGUGCCACUUGCUUAUGUUGAGGAGGCUGGUGAUCCAUAUAAGGCAGAGAUGGAAGAGUGUGUGGAAUUGAUUAUGAAUGAACUCAAGGCACGGGAUAUUACCAACAAUCACACUCUUGCAUAUCAGAGCCGAGUUGGACCUGUAGAAUGGCUGAAGCCUUAUACUGAUGACACUAUCAAACAGCUAGGGCUCCAAGGAGUGAAAAGUCUUCUUGCAGUCCCUAUCAGCUUUGUUAGUGAGCACAUUGAGACACUCGAGGAAAUUGACAUGGAGUACAAAGAAUUGGCCCUUGAAUCUGGUAUUAAGAACUGGGAGCGUGUUCCAGCUCUGGGUUGUGAACCCACCUUCAUUUCAGACUUGGCAGAUGCAGUAAUUGAGGCUCUUCCAUAUGUAGGAGCAAUGGCAGUGUCAAACCUUGAGGCUCGGCAGUCUCUUUUACCACUGGGCAGUGUGGAAGAGCUGCUAGCUACCUAUGACUCACAACGGAGAGAAUUGCCACCACCUGUUACUGUGUGGGAGUGGGGUUGGACAAAGAGUGCAGAAACAUGGAAUGGAAGAGCAGCCAUGCUGGCAGUUCUUGUUUUGCUGUUUUUGGAAGUCACAACAGGUCAAGGUUUCUUGCAUCAGUGGGGCAUACUACCACUGUUCCGCUGAUGUGCUGUAGUUCUUUGUAUGUUGUAAAGGCUUAAUUAAUGGUUUAAUAAGACGAUUUUUUUUUCACUUGGUAGCUGCUCGCAGAAUAUUGCAUGCCAGUGCCUGUGGAGUUGAAAACUUGGAAGACAUGCUUGGUACUUUUAAGUUCAACAUAUAUGGAAAUUAUUAUCAGCACAUCCACAAAAAGUCAAAACAUUAUGGAAAAUGACCGGAUGAAAUAGUUUUGUUUUUGAGUGUGUGGUUAGGUAAUUUGGUUAAUGAUGUAUUUAUGUAUAUUGUUGGAUUUUAUCAAUAGCCUAGUGCAAUUAAUCGCUGUAUUUUAAAAAAAGGAUUCUAAUUCAACUGUGUAAUUUCUGGCUCUUUAGAGAAAAAAUGAAUACCAAGGAGAAGUACGCAACAUGAUUUUCUUCA